GUAAAUAAGCGGUGAACUCUUCACCAAGCACUACUCCUCCACGGUGCUCUAUUUUGCUUGAGCUUCUGCAAUUAUAAACCCUAGUAGCAAAAUUCCCCUCCAAAUAAUCAUCGUCAAAUUUUCAGAAAUCAGUAUCAGAACAAACAAAAAUGGUGGCGACGAAUUUGAAAGCAGAGACAAUGAAACUAAUGGACAAACGGAGCGAUAUGGAGGCGGAGUUGAAUAUCAUUAUCGAGCGCCUCUGCCAGCCCGGCGGCCCUGGCCUCUCCGGCAACCUCCUCGAUUCAGAGGGGUUUCCCAGGUCGGAUAUCGAUAUUCCGACUGUUAGAGCCGACCGGCACAGGCUUGCUGAGCUUCGAAGUAAUCACAAGGAUAUUACAGAGAAGAUAAACCAGAACAUCGAACUUCUGCAUUCUGCAAAACUUACACCAACAACUGCUGCUGUUGCAGAUUCAGGGACGAAAGAUCAAGUUUUAAGUACCGGUACUUCUUUGUCUGUCAACAAUCCUGUUGUUGCCAUGGACGUGGAUUUAGUUUUGAGCAGACCGUUUGCAAUGGUCGAUGAAAUCAACGAGGCAUCUCCAGCGGCAGAAGACGGUUUACAACUCGGGGAUCAGAUUGUGAAAUUCGGGAAUGUCGAAAUAGGGGAGAACGUGCUGCAGAGGCUAGCCGCUGAAGGACAAGAAAAACAAGGGCAAGCAGUCCCCUUGGUUGUGAUGAGGCAAGGGUCGGUGAUUAAUAUGACAGUCACUCCUCGAGCAUGGUCUGGCCGUGGUCUACUCGGGUGUCAUUUCCGAGUCUUAUGAUGUCAAUAUUGUUCGGUGCCGCUUAAGGCUGGUGAAGAUGUGCGAAGAGGUGAAUUUUUCUGUUUCUCUUUUUCGGGGAGAAGUAUGUAUAAACUCGAAUAGAUACAUGGGCACAAUCACAAAUUAUAUAGCUUUCGCAUAUUGGUAAUAAUGCUGUUGGGAGAUUAUCUAAAUCAUGUGUGUAUCUAUCUUUUCUGCAUAUUAAAUUUUAAAUAUGGUUCAAGUUGUUGUGCUAA
Messenger RNA from Erythranthe guttata (spotted monkey flower), 1042 nucleotides. RefSeq names its product 26S proteasome regulatory subunit. Gene Ontology annotation, molecular function: protein binding. NCBI's taxonomy places the organism in Eukaryota, Viridiplantae, Streptophyta, Magnoliopsida, Lamiales, Phrymaceae. Gene Ontology annotation, cellular component: cytoplasm; nucleus. The record is from RefSeq and is a predicted model, not a curated record. Gene Ontology annotation, biological process: proteasome regulatory particle assembly.